AUGCCACCAGAGGUUCCAGCUUGUCAAAAAUACGCAUGUGCGAUUCAGGAUUGUCUUUCUAAGAACAAUUACCAAGAAGCUAAAUGUGCAACAGCCUUAGCUGAUCUCGAAAAGUGUUGUAAAGCCUUGAUUGCAAAAGGCGGUAAGAGUGUUUGUUGUCCAGAGAAAAAGUACAAGGGGUGCAUCUAG
Molecule: messenger RNA, 189 nt
Organism: Mucor mucedo
Lineage: Eukaryota; Fungi; Mucoromycota; Mucoromycetes; Mucorales; Mucoraceae
Exons: 3
Coding region: 1-189 (62 amino acids)
Source: RefSeq, a predicted model, not a curated record